Messenger RNA from Staurois parvus, 531 nucleotides. NCBI's taxonomy places the organism in Eukaryota, Metazoa, Chordata, Amphibia, Anura, Ranidae. The record is from the annotation of a GenBank genome assembly.
GUCAUCUCCUGUACCGUGUCCGCAGUCUCUGGUCAUCUCCUGUACCGUAUCUGCAGCCUCUGGUCAUCUCCUGUACUGUGUCUGCAGUCUCUGGUCAUCUCCUGUACUGUGUCUGCAGUCUCUGGUCAUCUCCUGUACUGUGUCUGCAGUCUCUGGUCAUCUCCUGUACUAGGUCUGCAGUCUCUGGUCAUCUCCUGUACUAGGUCUGCAGUCUCUGGUCAUCUCCUGUACUAUGCCCGCAGUCUCUGGUCAUCUCCUGUACUAGGUCUGCAGUCUCUGGUCAUCUCCUGUACUGUGUCUGCAGUCUCUGGUCAUCUCCUGUACUGUGUCUGCAGUCUCUGGUCAUCUCCUGUACUGUGUCUGCAGUCUCUGGUCAUCUCCUGUACUGUGUCUGCAGUCUCUGGUCAUCUCCUGUACUGUGUCUGCAGUCUCUGGUCAUCUCCUGUACAACAUCCGCAGUCUCUGGUCAUUUCUUGUAGUAUGUCUGCAGUCCAUUGGUUCAGAAUAUUUUUUCUCUUGUUUUCCUCCUCU